Chironomus riparius is the source of this 1263-nucleotide messenger RNA. The record is from the annotation of a GenBank genome assembly. Lineage: Eukaryota; Metazoa; Arthropoda; Insecta; Diptera; Chironomidae.
AUGACUGAAUAUGAAGAAGAUGGAGCACUUAUGGCCAAAAUUGUUUCCGGCUCUGCACUAUUCCUCGUGUCAUUAAUUUUUGGUAUUGUUCCAUUUAAACUUGCUAAAGUUUUCAACUGGUCAGAGCCAUUUGAUCCGGAUAGUAAGAGUAAUAAGAAGUCAUCAAGAGUUGUGUCAGCACUGCUAUGCUUUGGCGGUGGAGUUCUUUUAGCCACAACAUUCUUGCAUCUGUUACCAGACAUUAAUGGUGAAAUAGCACUUUUACAGCAUGAAGGAAAGAUUCCAAAUUUGCAUAUAAGUCUUGGAGAAUGUUUAAUGAUGUUUGGCUUCUUCUUGAUCUACUUGAUUGAAGAGAUCGUUCACUAUUAUCUGCACAGAUAUCAACAAGGAUUGCAAAAAUCAGAAGUUAGCAUUGCCACAAUGAAGCCAGAAGAAGAAACUUUUGCAGAAGCAUUUAUGCGUGGAAUUAGUGCUAGAAACAGUGUCCAUAGACGAUUUUCUGAUAGCAACGGAUGCCUACAAAUUAAUUCGAACUCAAGACGUGGAUCAAUUAUUUUAGAAGAUGGACAUGAUUUGAAGGCACUUGAUACAAUUGUCGAGAAAGGUCAAAUAGUUCAAAUACCAGAAAAAAAUCAUACAGGUGAUCACCAUCACGUCCACAGUCAUAAUCAGCAUACACAUUCACACAAUCAACAUGGACAUUCUCACAACAUGCCGGUUCCUCACUCAGCAGAUGAAGAUCUUCUGGUUUCAUCACUUCGUGGAUUGUUGAUUGUUCUUGCUUUAUCACUUCACGAAUUGUUCGAAGGCUUCGCAGUUGGAUUACAAAGAGAUACAAUUGGAGUGUAUUACAUGUUUGCAGCUGUUUGUGCUCAUAAAUUCGUCAUUUCAUUCUGUAUUGGCGUUGAAUUGAUGGUCCAAAAAACUAAAGUUUGGCUCGCAUUCAUUUAUGUUUUUGUAUAUUCAAUUGUCAGUGCAUUAGGAAUUUUGGUUGGUGCUAUAUUAACGACUGGCUCAUAUGGAGAGACGCUGCAAGUACCAAACAUCAUUUUACAAGGACUGGCAACUGGUACUUUGUUGUAUGUGAUCUUCUUCGAAGUCUUGUCAAAAGAUCGAUCUGGAAUGAUUCCUUAUUUGAGUAUCUUUGUUGGAUUUUCAAUCAUGCUUGGACUCCAAUAUAUUGCUGCAAUGACCGAAAAUCAAGGAAUUGAAGGAUCGAAAAACUUUAUUGAAUCAACAACAUCAACUUUCCUUCAUGGAUGA